Lucilia sericata (common green bottle fly) is the source of this 2504-nucleotide messenger RNA. RefSeq names its product GPI mannosyltransferase 1 (gene PIG-M). Lineage: Eukaryota; Metazoa; Arthropoda; Insecta; Diptera; Calliphoridae. The transcript has 3 exons. Gene Ontology annotation, biological process: GPI anchor biosynthetic process. The record is from RefSeq and is a predicted model, not a curated record. Gene Ontology annotation, molecular function: GPI mannosyltransferase activity; alpha-1,4-mannosyltransferase activity. Gene Ontology annotation, cellular component: membrane; glycosylphosphatidylinositol-mannosyltransferase I complex. Bases 942 to 2339 code for a protein of 465 amino acids.
GAUCAGCUGUUUUAUUUUUGCCUUUUUUCCGUGUUUUUCUUUCUUCAUUCUUUUUUGCAUUCUUAUCAAGUCAUUUUGCAUGCGAAAAAUUGUACAACUUUUUUCGCUUGUCUCAUAAAUUGUUGUGCAAAAAUUGAUGUCCCAAUAUAAUACCAAAAAAGAUCCUUGCAAAGCCAAUGCCUGUAGAAUUCAAGCUUGUUUAAAGGAGAAUAAUUAUCAGGAGGACAAGUGUUUGGAGGUUUUGGAGCAGAUGCGCCAAUGCUGCUUGAAGUGGCACAAACAAUCUUUAUGUUGUUCGGGUAUUUAUUUGGAACGUCCAUAUAUUAAAAGUGAAGAAAAACAAACCGAGGAGGAAAAAACCAAAGGAAAACGUUAAGACGUUUGUGUUAAAGAGCUAGAAAUAAUGCCAAAUCCUUCCAUACCGCCUUAUAAACCACCACAAGAAUUGCAAGAAAUUCUAAAACAACAAGCCGCACAACGUAAACGUACCGCCCAAUUACCCAAACGUAAUUGGAUACAAAGAAAUCCUCGUCUCUUUCAAAUCACCUUUAUAACCACCUCAUUGCUGGUGCUAUUCUCUCGACCACUCUACGACGCCUUCAUCGAAGAAUCAUUUCCAGCUCUAGAGGAUUCUAUUAAAUUCAAAAAACGCGAGUAAUGGAAUCAGUACGUAAGGCUAAACAACGUUUACGCAACUAUCCCAUACUCUUAGGAAAAUGUGCCGAAACGGCUACGGUCUAUGCAGCCUGUGUAAGUCGUGAUUUGAAUGUACAACAUAAAACCUGUGACAAAGAGUUCCAACUGUUUAAGGAAUGUCUACAAAAGGCAGCACAUGAAAUGAAAACAAAAUUAUAAAGCAAUAGAGAGAAAAAAUUGCAAUAAACACUCUUAAGAAAUUAUAAAAUAAUAAGAUUUUCCACAUAUUUUUUAAAAAACACAAAAUGGCGGCCAAAACAAUGAAACUGCAACAUUUAAAAGAGAAUGUAACGAAUCUUUCCUUUCGUUUCCAUUUAUUAAUAUCUAUAGUUAUACGCUUGGCUUUAAUUUGCUAUGGACAAUUACAUGACGAACACUCAGAAGUGCCCUAUACGGAUAUAGAUUAUAAAGUAGUAACCGAUGGAGCUAGACAAAUACUCCAGGGUAAUACACCCUUUAAAAGGCACACAUAUCGUUAUAGUCCCCUGCUGGCUUAUAUGCAAUUACCCAAUGUUAUAUUGCAUCCAUGUGUGGGUAAACUUAUAUACUCCUCCUUUGAUCUGCUAGUAGCAGUGUUAAUCUAUGCUAUUGUCAAAGCCGAAUUACAAUCACAAUGCAAUAAGGCGGUACAAUAUUUACUAACCAAAUAUGGUAAAUCUAAUAAAUCUACUUCAAGUGCCAAUUAUGGUGAUACCGAUGAACGCAAUAGACCUGCCCAAAUAGCCAAAUUAUCAGCCUGCUUUUGGCUUUAUAAUCCUUUAACCGCUGUUAUUUCUACCCGUGGCAAUGGUGAUAGUUUUUCCAGUUUCUUUGUUAUCUUAACCCUAUAUCUUUUAGCCAAAUCGGAGGAUUGUUCGCGCAAAAGUACACGCAAUUGGUUUAUUUUAUUGGCCGGUUUGUCACAUGGUUUUGCCAUACAUUUGCGGCUUUAUCCUCUACUCUUUAGUUUAGCCUAUUAUCUUAGUUUAUCUGAGCGUUUAGUGCGCUCUUUAAAGGAGUUCUUACGUAUUGUAUUAUUUCCCUCUAGCAAACAGUUAUUAUUAGUUUUUGGUACCUUUUUAAGUUUAUUUUUAAUAACCGGCUUUUUCUAUUGUCUCUAUGGUUGGCAAUAUAUCUAUGAGGCCUACUUAUAUCAUUUUGUACGCAAAGAUGCUAGACACAAUUUUUCUUUGUACUUCUUGAUGCAAUACCUAAGUGGUGCUGCUGUAGAAACUUCUCUAUUAGAAAAAUCCCUUAUUCUGUUGCCUCAAUUGCUACUGAUUUUAUAUCUAAGUUUUGCCUUUGGUCAAUUUAGACAAACUUUACCGUUUUGCAUCUUUUCCCUGGCCUUUGUUAUGGUUACUUUUAAUUCGGUGGUUACCUCACAAUAUUUUGUUUGGUAUUUGGCCCUAUUACCGUUAUGUCUGAAUAAUCUACAAUCUAUUACAUGGCUUCAAUCAGCAGCCUAUUUUGCUUUAUGGUUAGUGGCCCAGGGUUUAUGGCUGUUGCCUGCCUAUCUAUUGGAAUUUAAGACUUGGAAUACAUUUUAUUGGAUCGGCGCUCAAAGUGCCUUUUUCUUUAUGGUCAACAAUUUGCUAUUGGCACGUUUAAUCGAACAUUAUAGCUUUACCUCGUUUAAGGUUAAUUUUAAGAAACUUUUUUAGAAAAAGUAACAUAAAUAUGGAAUGGAUUGGUAAAAUAUGUAGUUAUUUAGUUGAAUUAUAAGAGAUCAUACAAUUUAUAAUAACUUAAAUGAAGUAGUUUCACUUUGUAAACAAUUUUUAUAAUAAAUUGAAAUAAAAUAUUAAUAAAAAAAAAAUUAAAGUAAU